Molecule: messenger RNA, 3389 nt
Organism: Dimorphilus gyrociliatus
Lineage: Eukaryota; Metazoa; Annelida; Polychaeta; Dinophilidae
Source: the annotation of a GenBank genome assembly
GCGGAGACGCAUAGACGCUGGCCGGUCUUACUACAUAUUCUUAACAUGCUAGUUUUUAGUCGGUUACGAUGAGCGUCUAUUUCAACUUAAAUCGUAAUAAAACCUAUCGUAACCCGGAAGAAAUUCCUUUGACUAGCGUCCGUACACAAUCCUCUGCUGGUGAUACUAGUACGGAUGACGAUUGCGAAGGAUCGCCCCUACACACAUCUUGGACUUAUAAGAAAAACGGAGGAUCGACGUCAUGGAGACCGCAAAUGAAUUUACAAGAUCUACGAAAGACGCCGUCGUCGAGAGGUUCAUUAUUCACAAACUUCGAGGACGUUCAGUUAACGGACGAAGAGAGAGUCUAUUUGUCGGCUGCUGCACUCGGAGACGUCGGCGUCAUUCGUCAGUCUUUCGAAGAUGAAGAGGCGCGUUUAAAUGUGGAUUGCGUCGACUACAUGGGUAGGAACGCACUGCACUUAGCUGUCGAUUCAGAAUGUAUAGAAUCGAUUGAGUUGAUCCUCGAUAAGCUAUCAUUCGCCGGAAUAGAGGAGGCUUUAUUACAUGCGAUCAGUAAAGGGGCCACAAAGAUCGUUAGGGCAGUUGUUGAGCAUCCAAAUUAUAUGGCAGGAGAAGAACAGGUAAAGAAAGUUGGAGUUAAAGACCCAUUUUUCCGAAUGGAAGAGAAGUCACAAUUCUCACCGGAUAUAACGCCACUAAUCCUUGCUGCGCACUACAAUAACCAUGAGAUUAUUCAAAUGUUCCUCUCCCGAAAUCACACUAUCGAAAAGCCCCACCCCAUCUCCUGUACGUGCAACGAUUGCGUAACCAAACAGAACUAUGAUUCGCUGAAGAGGUCGAGGUCGAGGUUGAAUGCUUACCGUGCUUUGGCAAGUCCCGCCUACAUGGCAUUAUCUAGUCCCGACCCGAUUAUGACUACUUUUUAUUUAAGGCAAGAGAUGAAAAAGUUGGCACAAGUUGAAAAAGAAUUUAAGAAUCAGUAUUUGAGCUUAGUAGAGCAGUGUAUGAACUUUGCUUGUGAAAUGAUGGACUUGUGUAGAGGAACACAAGAAGUUGAAGCAAUGUUAAGUGAAGGUUCGGAGAGUGAGGAUGGAGGUAUCUUCCAAACUAGAGAUCCUUUAGCAAGACUUCGAAUGGCCAUGGAAUACGAGGAGAAAAAAUUCGUCGCACAUCCCAACUGUCAACAGCAUCUCACAUCUAUUUGGUAUGGUUCCGAAUUAGGUUUUCUGCAAUCCCUAGUAUGGUGGAAGAAACUGUUACUUUAUCUGGCUACUAUGCCUCUGCUACCAUUUUUUUGCUUUAUUUACAUAGUAACUCCUGAUACAAAGUUAGGCAACAUUUUGCGUUCUCCCACCGCCAAGUUUAUCACCUUUACACUUUCGCACAUCUGCUUCCUAAUCCUAUUAGCUGCGGCUACCUUCCGCCUAGAUGAAAAAUCUUUUUCAGUAAAGAAUACGGACGAAUUACAAAAGAAAUCGGCAAGUGUAGAUUCGGCAUCGUAUGAGGAUUUAGCCGAUGGUUUACUUAAAGCUCGACUUCGUCCGGCUAACACUCUUAUAACAAACGUACAAAUAUGUCUUAUGUUCUGGGUAGCCGGUUUAUUGUGGAUGGAAUGUAAGCAGAUAUACAAUUCAGGCGUUCGAGUUUAUGUUUUGGACAAUUACAAUUUCGUCGAUUUUAUGGUGCUGUCGCUCUAUCUAGCUUCGUACGUUCUCCGUUUUCUUGUUGAUCAUUGGAUCAAGAAAACUGAUGAAAGAUAUCAUUGUAUGCUGAGGGCCAGAAAAGCUCUAAUUGAUAGGAAUUUCACCCAUUUCGAUAUAAUAUUAAAUGAAACUAAGGAUGCCUACUUUCUUAAAGCUUCGAGAUUCGAAUGGAAACAAGACGAUCCGGAAAUCGUUUCCGAUGUCCUCUUUGCCAUAGCUAACGUCUUAUCGAUUGCUCGAACUACCUAUUUGAUGCCGGCGUUUGAAGUUCUUGGACCAUUACAGAUCUCUUUGGGCAGAGUUAUCGGCGAUAUCACCAGAUUCAUGGUGUUGUUUACGCUGGUCUUGUUUGCCUUUAUGGUUGGUCUGCAUAAUUUAUAUUGGUACUACGGUUCGCAGACCUACGAUAUCGAACAGGAUGGAGUAAAGAGCACGAAACACGCUUCCGAAGCAUUCCAGGGACUUCCGCACACCUUGUAUAGUUUAUUCUGGGCCAUGUUCGGCUUAAUUAAUGUGAAUAGCGUCAAAGUUCAAUACAAGGAUAAGAAUGGCGUAUCAUCAAAUGAUCGUCUUACAGAAGUCUUUCCAAGUAGGAAUGUACAUGCGACGUCUGUUGUUGAAGCUGUUGGAACAUUUCUAUUUGCAUCCUAUCAUGUUGUCAUCAUUAUUGUGCUGAUAAAUAUGUUAAUUGCUAUGAUGUCACACUCUUUUGAAGACAUUCAAACUGAUUGUGACGUAGAAUGGAAAUUUGCUAGGACUAGGCUAUGGAUGAAUUAUAUUGAUGAGGGAUGCACAUUGCCCGUGCCGUUUAAUAUGAUUCCUACUCCAAAGUCAAUGAAAUAUGGCUUUCAAUGGCUCAAAGAAACUUUACGAGGCGAUCAAGAUGCCCUGUUAGAAAUGGAAGAAGCCAAAAGACAGACGUUUAUCAAAAAGCGCCGAGAAAAUGUCUGCGAGUCAUUAAAUUUGGAUACUCCUGAAACUGCUUAUAGCGAAAUUAUGCAAAGAUUGGUUAGAAGAUAUUUAUUUAAACUGGAAAGACAGAAAGAGGAAGAGAGAUCUGGUCUAAUGCAGUCACAAGGCAAAGAGAGCAUUAACUAUCGAUCGGAUGAUUUGUUUAAUACGGAUUACAGACAAGAGCCGAUGUAUGCUGAUAGCGAUGAGCCGAACGAAGUAGCAUCUUAUACAGGUGACGGAGAACCUCCUGAUACUCCACCGGCCGGCUCUAAUCGCCUAAGACGUAGGCCGUCCAUUCAUCCUGUACAAAGGCGUUGCAGACGACCCUCUGUCCCACACGGUGGACCGCCUCAAGUUCAACUGCUGUCCAUCCCUCAGUUGGAUGCUAUUCAACGUAGUUUAAAAAUACUCGAUGUCCGAAUGCAACACGUUCAGAGCGCGGUUAGGGAAGACGAACGUCUCAAGGAUAACAUUGAGCAUAUUCGUCUAGUAAUGAGCGAAAAUCAAAAGACGCUUGUUAGCGUUGUAACAAUUAUGGGAUCUAUGCAGGAGGAAAUCAGGAAUCUCUCAGUAGUAAUUAGUCAAAGAGAGAAAGAAGAAGAACGUCGCCGCAAUCUUUUUCCUCAGACCAUACAAAUAGCUGCUCCCCGAAAGAAAUCGACAGAAAAGGAUUCUUCUUCCCACCAUAGUAAUCAAUCAGUUUGCAGCAACGAGUUUUCUCAAGUAUGA